CAGUGUUGACCUCACCUGGUUAUCUUGUGGUAAAAAUUACAGGAAGUUUUGUUUCUGCUAGGAUUUAAAGCAAGAAAACUCCUCUAUGUUUUCUGGACCCUUCCCCCACCACCAGAGCCCAAGGUCACCCAGCAGGCCAGUGGCAAAACUAGGAACAGAAUGCAGGUUGUGACAUUGUGUACCUUGGGGGAGCACCCUGUAACCCCCAUAUUCCUCAUUUAUAUAUAUGAUUGUGCACAGAUGCACAGAUAAAGCCUGUGUGGUGUGCAGCUUACUUCUGCUUCUGCUGAUGUAUUUAUAUGGUCCUCAUCAGGAUCAGAGCCACAAGUGCAGCCAGCUGCGCAGUGGGUGAGCAGAGUCAUCUAUCAUUCUAGGUAUUAGAAUAAUAGAGUUUGGGGCCAGAAGGAACCACUGACCCCGUGUACAUCACAGGCCACCAACACCAUCUAGCACCCACACACGAAACCCAGCAACCGAAAUUAGACCUAUGUUUUACAGCCCACAGGGGACUUGACUAUUACGUGCCACAGGCGGAGAAUAGGAGAGACUGAGGUGCACCAGUACCCAAGGCCCCUACAAUGGCAGGGAAGUGAUGAAGUGAGAUAGAACCAGAUAAUCCUGGCAAGUGACCCCAACCACACACUGUGGAGGAAGGGGAAAACUCCCCAGAGUCCCUGCCAACCUGACCUGAGGGGAAUUUCCUUCCCAACCCCACCUGCGGUGAUCAGUUAGACCCUGAGCAUGUGAGCAAGAACCAGCCAGCCAAGCAAUUGAGAAAGAAAGUGCUUGGUGCCACCUCAGAGCUCUGGACCAUCCUGUCCAAUGCCCCGUCUCCAGCCCUGGCCAUCCUUGGUGCUUCCAAGGAAAGCAAUAAUACCGUCCCCACCUCAAAUACGUUACUAGGUGGGAAAUCCCUCUCUAACCACUGCAGGUGGCCAGCUGAAACCCUGAAGCAUGAGCUGUUAGCAACAUAUUGAUUUCAUCACCACAGUAUCUGAGCCAUAGCUUCGACCACUCCUCCUUUUCUGGCUCUGCAUGGGGGAUAUGUCUCCAGUGCUCCUCUUGCAGCCACCUGGAAAAUGCUGAGUGCCCCUGGUCUAGCUACAAGCACCUCACCACCUUGAGCAUCUCACACCUCACGUUUGAACCCCCCUGUGCAGAGGCAGUUAUACUGGCAAAAAGGGGUUUGAUGUUCCCCCUCCACUCCCAACCAACACAGCUAGGGGUGUGUGUGUGUGUGUGUGUGUGUGUGGAGCAGGGAUGGGGAGAUUAAAACAAACAAAACAACACUAUAGGGGAGGAGAAAAAAUCCAUUUCAUGUUUCAGCCCAACAGGUCUUUAUCUUUAAUAUCAUCUUCCGCUGCAUAUCAUCUCCUCCACUGCUGAGAUGUGUUAACUGAAUGACCCUUCCUGCAGCUAUGUCUUCACUGUGAUGUGACAGAGAGAGAGAAAGGUGCUUUUAUCUUGCAGACACCUAGGGAAGGAGAUACCACCCAACUGUCUCUCACCUCAGAUGAGUUAAUUCCUGACAAGCCACAGCGCAAAUACUGUGAUGAUAAUGCAGGGAGAGGAACCACAGGGUGACUGUGUAGGUUGACAAAAGGGUAAAGUAGGAUCUUUAGUGUGUUCCCUUAAAGAUGCAUUGUUGACAAAAUCUAAAAGGGGCUAUGUUAUUACAGAAACAGAAGAAAUGCCAGCCUGGAUCAGCACAGUUCUCCAUCCAGUUCAAUACCAACUGCUUCAGAAAAUGAUAGUUAUGUCAUGCCCAGACCACCACAGGGCUCCAUGAGGAUUUAUAGAAGAUGCCCCGGGUCUUGGCGCCUCUGGUGCUCCUUCUAGUGUGGCUAAUGAAGAUUGCUGCCAGCCCCCACUCCCUGAGGAUUGCUGCCAUUUUGGAUGACCCAAUGGAGUGCAGCAGAGGGGAGAGGCUGUCCAUUACUCUAGCGAAGAAUCGUAUUAACCGUGCACCAGAGCGAGCGGGGAAAGCCAAAGUGGAGGUGGACAUUUUUGAGCUGCUGAGAGACAGCGAAUAUGAGACAGCUGAAACCAUGUGCCAGAUUCUUCCGAAAGGGGUGGUAGCCGUCCUUGGACCUUCGUCGAGUCCGGCCUCAAGCUCUAUUAUCAGCAAUAUCUGUGGGGAGAAAGAGGUCCCUCAUUUCAAAGUUGCCCCAGAGGAAUUCCUCAAGUUCCAGUUCCAGCGAUUCACUACCUUGAACCUCCACCCCAGCAACACCGACAUCAGCGUGGCCGUAGCUGGGAUCCUGAACUUCUUUAAUUGCACCACUGCCUGCCUCAUCUGUGCCAAAGCUGAAUGCCUUUUAAACCUAGAGAAGUUGCUUCGUCAGUUCCUUAUCUCAAAGGACACCCUCUCGGUCCGGAUGCUGGAUGACAGCCGGGACCCUACCCCACUCCUAAAAGAAAUCAGAGACGACAAAACUGCCACCAUCAUUGUCCAUGCGAAUGCCUCCAUGUCCCACAUCAUCCUCCAGAAGGCAGCUGAACUGGGAAUGGCGUCAGCCUAUUACACAUAUAUCUUCACUAAUCUGGAGUUCUCGCUCCAGCAAUUGGACAGCUUUCUGAAUGACCGGGUUAACAUCCUGGGAUUUUCCACCUUCAACCAGUCUCAUGCUUUCUUCCAAGAGUUUGUCCAGAGCCUCAACCAGUCGUGGCAGGAGAACUGUGAUCACGCUCCCUUUACUGGGCCGGCACUCUCCUCUGCCUUAUUGUUUGAUGCCGUUUAUGCCGUGGUGACAGCAGUGCAGGAGCUAAAUCGGAGCCAGGAGAUUGGUGUGAAACCGCUGUCCUGUGGAUCCGCACAGAUCUGGCAACAUGGCACCAGCUUGAUGAACUACCUGAGAAUGGUAGAAUUGGAAGGUCUCACCGGCCAUAUCGAAUUCAACAGCAAAGGUCAACGGUCGAACUAUGCCCUGAAAAUCCUGCAGUACACACGACAUGGCUUCAGACAGAUUGGCCACUGGCACAUUUCUGAAGGACUUACCAUGGACAACAGAAUCUUCUCCUCCAACAUAUCGGAUAGUCUCUUCAAUACCACUCUCAUCGUCACCACCAUCCUGGAAAACCCUUAUUUAAUGCUGAAGGAGAACCACCAGGUGCUGGAGGGGAACGACCGCUAUGAAGGCUUCUGCGUGGACAUGUUGAAGGAGCUGGCGGAGAUCCUGCACUUCAACUACAAGAUCCGCCUGGUUGGUGAUGGGGUGUAUGGCGUGCCCGAGGCAAACGGCACCUGGACUGGCAUGGUCGGAGAGCUCAUUGCUCGGAAAGCCGAUUUGGCAGUGGCUGGCCUGACAAUCACGGCUGAACGGGAGAAGGUGAUUGAUUUCUCUAAACCUUUCAUGACUUUGGGAAUUAGCAUUCUCUACCGAGUUCAUAUGGGGCGCAAACCCGGCUACUUCUCUUUCCUGGACCCCUUUUCUCCUGGUGUCUGGCUCUUCAUGUUACUUGCCUACCUGGCUGUCAGCUGUGUCCUCUUCCUGGUUGCUCGACUGACGCCAUAUGAGUGGUACAGCCCCCACCCCUGCUCGCAAGGGAGGUGCAAUCUCCUAGUGAACCAGUACUCUCUCGGCAACAGCCUGUGGUUUCCAGUUGGGGGUUUCAUGCAGCAAGGAUCUACUAUUGCCCCUCGAGCUCUGUCCACACGGUGCGUCAGUGGAGUUUGGUGGGCAUUCACCCUAAUCAUCAUUUCCUCCUACACGGCCAACCUGGCAGCCUUUCUGACUGUGCAGCGGAUGGAUGUACCCAUAGAAUCGGUGGAUGACCUGGCUGACCAGACAGCUAUUGAGUAUGGCACCAUUCACGGAGGCUCCAGCAUGACCUUUUUCCAGAAUUCCCGUUACCAGACGUACCAGCGGAUGUGGAAUUACAUGUACUCCAAGCAGCCAAGUGUGUUCGUGAAGAGCACGGAGGAAGGGAUCGCGAGGGUGCUGAAUUCCAACUACGCUUUCCUGCUGGAGUCCACCAUGAACGAGUAUUACCGUCAGCGCAAUUGCAACCUCACGCAGGUCGGGGGCCUUCUGGACACCAAGGGCUACGGGAUUGGCAUGCCAGUCGGCUCCAUAUUCCGAGAUGAAUUCGACCUGGCCAUUCUCCAGCUGCAAGAGAACAACCGCCUGGAAAUCUUGAAGCGAAAGUGGUGGGAAGGAGGAAAGUGCCCCAAAGAGGAAGACCACAGAGCCAAAGGUCUGGGAAUGGAGAAUAUUGGUGGAAUCUUCGUGGUUCUCAUAUGUGGGUUAAUUGUAGCCAUUUUUAUGGCAAUGCUGGAAUUUUUGUGGAGCCUACGACACUCUGAACAGACAGAGAUGUCUAUCUGCCAGGAGAUGGUGACAGAGCUGCGCAGUAUCAUCCUCUGCAAAGACAGUUUCCACCCUCAGCGAAGGCGAGGGGGGAUGAUACGGACUCGGCCCAUUAUUGCCGAGGAACGUCGACCCCGCAGUACAACCACUCUCAGCAAUGGGAAACUAUGCGGCGGCGGUGAGCCAGACCCGCUGGCGCAAAGACUUGCACAAGAAGCUGCUCUGGUCGCCCGAGGCUGCACGCACAUUCGGGUGUGCCCAGAGUGUCGGAGGUUCCAGGGCCUCCGGGCGCGGCCAGCUCCGGGUUCACCUGCACAAAGCGACGAGAGCUUGGAAUGGGAGAAAGCCACCAACAGCAGCGAACCUGAGUAGAGUGGGGCAGGGGUGGGCAAAGAAACUCAUGUUCCAUUUUACAGAACAUGGACUUGUACGUCAGACUCAUUUUUAAAUGAAAAGCAGUUAUCCAGCUCCUCGAGAGCAAGACAAACCUUCAGGCUGAGAACCAGGCCCAGCCAGAGAUUUUUGGCACCUCUCCGACCUAAGAGGACAUUCAUCCCACUUGGAUUCUGAACCACUAGGUGGAAUAUUCUCUGGUUGGCCUGGCUCCAGCAGCUUUCCCUCACCUCAAAGAUCUGGUUUUGGGGUGGGAAUGAGACACACAGAGGGCAAUUCAUAUACCAGAACUGCCCCAACUAGGGGGAAGAGUCAUUGUCAGAACUACCCCAUCCUACGAUAGGAGAAAAGGACACUAGUGUCAUCUGUCUUGAUCUCACAGACUCAGUAGGGAUGUUCUCUGGGAGGUAUUUUUAUUUGAUGGGGUGGGGGGAGGGGAAGAGAAGAGUAAUCUAUUAUAUUUUAUUUUAUUUUUGGUACAUCAGGGCCUGGAGGCUUCAGCACACCAGAUUUCAGAUGCUGAACUCUCCUGCCUUUGCAGUGACGUGGCAUGCGGCGUGUGGAAGGGAGGGAUAGGAGAUGACUCCCAAACAGAAACAGCGGAUGAAAUGAAAGUCCGUUCAAGGAGUUCUUAAAAAAUAAAAAUGCCAAAAACCAAUCAACACACACAGUGAAUUCAAAGAGGCCUUGAAACACCUGAAAUUUCAGGGGUUUUGUGUCUUUUUUGUUUGUUUGUUUGUUUUUUCUGUCAGGGAAGGUGAGUGUGUAUGAUGAGUAUGAAGCAUCGAGGAAGGUAUCACUGGCAGGUGCUGUCGGAUUCCAUAUGCUCUCUUAGGAACGCUGCCUUUUCCCCCCAGCAGAGGGCAGUUGCACUUACUACCCAUUGUCACGGGCUUCUGAAAGAACAGUCAUAGGUAUCAUGAUAGAAACAGGUGCUCACAGGCACAGCACAUGCCCAUCCUCUGAACUCUUACCAUUGUCUCCAGACUCAACAGCUGGGCCUGUGUGUGACCCAUAUCUGGAUCUGAGGGUUUCCUUGCUACCAAAUGUCCUUGAAUGGACAUGGGGUAGGGAGGUCAGGUUCGACAGGAGGAUCACAAAAACCUUCCUUCCAUAGCAGCAGCUUGCCCUCUGCUUGAUACAAAUGUGGGGUUUACAUUGAAGAGUUACUUUUCUGAUUGAAAAACAACAUUCUAUGCAAUUUGAUUAUAAAAUAAAAUGGAGAGAAACUAUGGGGGGUGGCGAUAAACACAAAGCUUAAGCAAAGGUAUAUCCUGUUGUUGAAUUCUUUUCUUUCUUUCUUUCUUUUUAAAUGUACUGAAAUAAAAGAUAUUGUACAAUUGAUUCCCUCCCCCCCCUGCACACUCUCACUUUUAAGGCUUGGAGGCUGUGAGAGUCCCAUCACUCAUGGGUGCAGCUCGACGGUGCCCCCUGAGGAUCUGAGAGGUACUUCCAGCCUGCUUGGUCUUCACUGCAGCAGGUUGCUGCUUUGGCCUUUGCAAACUUCUAGCUACUUGCAAAAUACUGAAAACUUCUGUUGCCGUCGUUGUCUGUAAACAUUCCCAAAGGAAAAAAAGCUGGGCAAGACACAUUGUCACUUUAGGAAAAACAACACAAUCCUCUUGGCCCUAUGCUGCAGUGAGAUGAGAACAAUGCAAGCCACAGCUCUUUUAAACUUGAUUGCUGCAAACGGGGGUCUAGCAUGGUUUCCCUGCACACAGGAUUCCCUGUAGCAGAUCAGCUCAAUGGUCCACCUUGUUCAGUAACCUGUAGCCAGAUACUUUACAGGAGGGUAAUAAAGAACCCCAGAGAAUGCAGAUACCUGCAAUGGGCACUGGUGAUUAUUACAUAAUAGCUCUUUUUGGCAAUACCCUCCAAAAUAAUACAAAGUAGGGAACGGUCCCUGCUCUUAGCAAGGGUCUCUGGCUGGGGUGAUGCAGGGGGUCAGCCUAGACCUUAGAAUCUAUUAAUCUGUGCAGAUCUCACAUUCAAGAGCUGGGAGGGUAGAGAUAAGAUGAAACAUACACAUACCUAUCUCCUAGAGCUGGAAGGGGCUUUGAAAGGUCAUCAAGUCCAGCCCCCUG
Messenger RNA from Gopherus evgoodei (Goodes thornscrub tortoise), 6787 nucleotides. It is a transcript of the gene GRIK4, whose product is annotated as glutamate ionotropic receptor kainate type subunit 4. The transcript has 20 exons. Bases 1803 to 4682 code for a protein of 959 amino acids. Gene Ontology annotation, biological process: modulation of chemical synaptic transmission; synaptic transmission, glutamatergic; monoatomic ion transport. The record is from RefSeq and is a predicted model, not a curated record. Lineage: Eukaryota; Metazoa; Chordata; Testudines; Testudinidae. Gene Ontology annotation, cellular component: kainate selective glutamate receptor complex; presynaptic membrane; plasma membrane. Gene Ontology annotation, molecular function: kainate selective glutamate receptor activity; transmitter-gated monoatomic ion channel activity involved in regulation of postsynaptic membrane potential.